GCGGCGGCCCCAGCAGCGCGGCGCCGCCGGCCGCGUCCCAACUUGCACGCGUGGAGUGACCCCCGACAUUGCACUAAAAUGAGCGUGCUUGGCAGGACGAGAUGUGCUCCUCACACUAGAAAUUACCCCGUCACAUGUAGUGGUGUCCCAAUUAAUGGAUUCUGACAUGGAUUAUGAAAGGCCAAACGUAGAGACCAUCAAGUGCGUUGUGGUGGGGGACAACGCUGUGGGCAAGACCAGGCUCAUCUGUGCCCGGGCCUGCAAUGCCACCCUCACCCAGUACCAACUGCUCGCCACCCAUGUGCCCACGGUUUGGGCCAUCGACCAGUAUCGGGUAUGCCAGGAGGUGCUGGAACGCUCCCGAGAUGUGGUAGACGAUGUUAGCGUUUCCCUCCGCCUCUGGGACACCUUUGGAGACCACCACAAAGACCGUCGUUUUGCUUAUGGGAGAUCUGAUGUGGUGGUUCUGUGCUUCUCCAUCGCCAACCCCAAUUCCCUCCACCAUGUUAAGACCAUGUGGUACCCAGAGAUCAAGCACUUCUGCCCUCGAGCACCGGUCAUCCUGGUGGGCUGCCAGCUGGACCUGCGCUACGCUGACCUGGAGGCUGUCAAUAGGGCUAGACGACCCUUGGCGAGGCCUAUCAAGCCCAAUGAGAUCCUUCCCCCAGAGAAGGGUCGGGAGGUGGCCAAGGAGCUGGGCAUUCCCUACUACGAGACCAGCGUGGUGGCCCAGUUUGGCAUCAAGGACGUCUUUGACAACGCCAUCCGGGCGGCACUCAUCUCUCGCCGGCACCUGCAGUUCUGGAAGUCCCACCUCCGAAAUGUGCAGCGGCCUCUGUUGCAGGCACCCUUCCUGCCUCCCAAGCCACCUCCCCCGAUCAUCGUGGUGCCCGACCCCCCCUCCAGCAGCGAGGAGUGCCCCGCCCACCUCCUGGAGGACCCGCUGUGUGCGGAUGUCAUCCUGGUGCUGCAGGAGCGGGUGCGCAUCUUUGCCCACAAGAUCUACCUCUCCACCUCCUCCUCCAAGUUCUAUGACCUGUUCCUCAUGGACCUGAGUGAGGGGGAGUUGGGGGGCCCCUCAGGGUCAGGGGGCCCCCGCCCAGAGGACCAUAGGGGUCACCCUGAUCACCACCACCACCACCACCACCACGGACGGGACUUCCUGCUUCGAGCAGCCAGCUUUGACGUGUGCGAGAGCGUGGAGGAGGGCGGGAGCUCCGGGCCUGCUGGGCUUCGGGCCUCGACCAGCGACGGGAUCUUGCGGGGCAAUGGAACAGGGUACCUGCCAGGGCGGGGUCGAGUGCUGUCUUCCUGGAGCCGAGCUUUUGUGAGCAUCCAGGAAGAGAUGGCAGAAGAUCCUCUGACCUACAAAUCCCGGCUGAUGGUAGUGGUAAAAAUGGACAACUCCAUCCAGCCGGGGCCCUUCCGUGCUGUUCUCAAGUACCUGUACACGGGGGAGCUGGACGAGAAGGAGCGGGACCUCAUGCACAUCGCGCACAUCGCGGAGCUGCUAGAGGUCUUUGAUUUGCGCAUGAUGGUGGCCAACAUCCUCAACAAUGAGGCCUUCAUGAACCAGGAGAUCACCAAGGCCUUCCAUGUCCGCCGGACCAACCGAGUCAAGGAGUGCUUGGCAAAAGGCACCUUCUCAGAUGUGACCUUCAUCCUGGAUGAUGGCACCAUCAGUGCCCACAAGCCCCUAUUGAUUUCCAGCUGCGACUGGAUGGCUGCCAUGUUUGGGGGGCCGUUUGUGGAGAGUUCCACCAGGGAGGUGGUGUUUCCCUACACGAGCAAGAGCUGCAUGAGGGCCGUGCUGGAGUACCUCUACACGGGCAUGUUCACCUCCAGCCCCGACCUGGACGACAUGAAGCUCAUCAUCUUGGCCAACCGCCUCUGCCUGCCGCACCUGGUUGCUCUCACAGAGCAGUACACAGUGACCGGGCUGAUGGAAGCAACCCAGAUGAUGGUUGACAUUGAUGGGGAUGUCCUUGUGUUCCUGGAACUGGCUCAGUUCCACUGCGCAUACCAGUUGGCCGACUGGUGUCUCCACCACAUCUGCACCAACUACAACAACGUGUGCCGCAAGUUCCCCCGCGACAUGAAGGCCAUGUCCCCAGAAAACCAGGAGUAUUUUGAGAAGCACCGGUGGCCACCUGUCUGGUACCUGAAGGAGGAGGACCACUACCAGCGGGCACGGAAAGAACGGGAGAAGGAGGAUUAUCUCCACCUGAAGCGGCAGCCCAAGCGGCGAUGGCUGUUCUGGAACAGUCCCUCCUCACCAUCCUCUUCCGCUGCCUCCUCAUCAUCCCCAUCUUCCUCCUCAGCCGUGGUCUGAGAUGCUGCCACCCUCUUCUGACCCUGCUGCUGUUGUCCCUACUUGCCCCUCUGCUCUUCUGCAUUGCCCCCUCACCCCCACCUUCCAGGGACAAGGGGACCCACAUAACCAGGACCCUUGAGGGCAGAGCUGUUCUCAUAGACAGCAAGAGAGGAGCUGGGCCUUGUCAAUCAGAGCAGGCACGCCCUGCAGAGGUCUCCAGUUCCAAGGCUGGGUAGGAGAAGCUGCUGGAGGGUGGGAGCAUGAAAGGGCUAAGUCUGGCACCUUAUCUCUCAGUUGGUGAACCCCAGAGUCAAAGGGAAACUGCUCCUGGCCAUGAGACCUGUGGUAUGUGUCUCUGAGGGUCCUGCCUCUGUGGCCGUGUUUUUCCAGCAAAGGACUUGAGGGCUACACUUGUUUUGUGGGUGUUCCCACAUGGCGCCUACUUAAAUCCUCACUGGAGAAGCCAGGGUAGAAAUUAAGCCUUUAGAGCCCAACUCAAGGCUUUUGCAUCCUGGGGCACAGCUGCCAGAGGCCACAAGUGUAAAGGCCUCCACUCUGCCAGCCUCCCUAUAGGGCCACAUGCAUCCAGGCCUGAUGAAGGCUGGCAGGCUGCUCAGAAUAUGGGCCUAGAAGCAGUUGCUUUUGGUGCAAUCAGAAGUCUCCCUCCCUGGUCCUUCACCACUCAGAUUUGGAGAGGAGAGCCAACAGCAACAGCUGGGAUGGGGGCAGAGAAGGAAGGUGGUGGGGGAAGGGGUCUGGGUAUAGCAAUCCCCUGUUCUGUGGGGCCCCUCCCCACCUCUGGUUAGCAUGGCUUCUUAUGGGGUGAGGCAAAAGUAGCAAAAACAAAAAACAAAACCCUAACAACAGCAAACAAAAUCACCAACAAAAUAUCCUAUCCUCUUAUCUCCUUGAAGGAAGAAAAACAGAAAAAGACAACGUAUAGCUUACAUUUUUAUAAAGCCUAACGGGCUCCUAUGAUGAUGAGAUAAAGGUUUAGGAUGUAGAAUUGACUCCGAUGGCUUUCAGGAAAGAACUUGUCACCUGCUGUGGCUGAGGAGGUCCUGGCCCUGCUGCUGACUCUGAGGGCCACACAUUUCUACCCCUUCAGCCUCCUGGGGUUGAAGUUUCAGGGGCUGGGGUAAGGGGCAGUGUCUCAGGGCUCAGACCUGGCGUGGGACCCCUGCUUUAAUCCAUGUCGAGAAUCAAGUUACCCCUUCACCUACUGAGGAUGACCCCAUAGGAUGUGAUGGUAUUGAGGGUGGGGUGGGUAGAAAGGUCAGAUAAAGGGCUGAAUUUGGAGAACAGGAGUCCCUGUAAUGAAGGCUUAUAGAACAUGGUCGUUCUUAGCUGGUUUGGGAUAAAAGGGGAGGAGAGAAAAAGGGAGAAUUAAAUUGGAGCAAAACCAAGGUCAGUCCUGAGGAGAAGAUGAAUGUGGAGGAUUAAGACUAGCUUGCACCCCCUGGGGAAAUGCUGGGCCAUGCCUGACCUGUUCCCCUUUUCUAAUGCUGAUCCACAUUUCAUACCCCCCCCAAACACCCUUUAUAGAUUUGAAAGGAUGAGCCCCUUAGUUGAAGGGUGGUGCCAGAGGGGCAAUUAGGUGCCAAGCUAGAGAAAGAUGCUUUAGAAAGGGGGAGUGGCUUUAGGUCCCAGCCCCCUGGGGUGGGCUGCACCAUCGACAGUCUGGCUUUAAGUCAGGGCUAGAGUAAAUCCCAAACAAAGGGAAACUUUGCAACAAUUAUGUGGAGCCACCACCUAGAGAUUUGAGGUUAGUCAAGGGGUAAGACAAGAGGAGGUAGAGAUCCAGUAGAUCGAGAGUGCCAGCGACCCCUGUUGUCAGAGCUGGGACUGACCCCAGGCAUGACUGCCUUCCCUCAAGUCCCUGGAGCGGGUGGGAGGCUGGCUUGGAAGCUGGGCAUGUGCUGCCCCCUGCCGGCUUGUCAGCCUCCCUUCAGCUGAGCGCAGCCUUUGGCCUCAGGGAGGGCUGAGGAGCUGAAGGGCAGGGUGGGAGACAAUGCUGGAGCAGGAUGCAGCUCUACCCCCUUGCUCUGGGGGAAGGUAACAGAGGAGGGACACACCUGAGUCUUAGGGCUUCCAAGAAUGCUAGGUGAGAGGGAGACCAGGGCCUCCAGAACAAGGGGAGGGGAAAGGUGUUCCUGACUUCGCAGGCUGAGGAAUCUGGGCCACUGAUGAGGAUGCACAAAGGCCAGUGGUGAGAGAAAGUGAAGAUGGCCAGGGAGUGUUCCCAGAAGUAUCCCACCACCCAGGGCCAGCUCACCCCUCAGGGACCCACUGCCCUUCCCCAAUGGCUCUGCCAGAGCCGGUCUGCACCAAGCAGGAGCCCAGCAGGCCCAGGUGCCUCCUGGAGACUCCACCUGGAGAGGCUGUGCUGCAGCCCCGUCCUCAGGCUGCAGGAGAGGGAGAGGAGGAGGGGCCAGUUCCAGUCCUCAGGAACCUGGUACUUGGAAAUCCAGAGUUAGAACAGGGACACCCAAGCAGAGCCAGCAUGAAGGGAGGGAGGGAGUCCCGUGCAUGGCCUUAGAAGCUGCUGCAGGGGGGAAGGGGGGUGGGGGAGGAAAAACACCACACCUCUUUUUAUAUAAGGUUUCAUAUUUAAUUUGGUCAUGAAUUCAUAAAUACAUGAGUAUUUUGUACCUAAUGGCCUUCCUUGUAUUGUUUGAUUUUACUGAAAAAAUUCAAAGAAGGGAUUGUCCGCUGGGGGCAAGGUUGAAAGGAUACCCAACCAUUAAACAAAACUUAAAAAGUGUUAUAUUUGGGUAUAAAGCAAUAAAGAAGACGAUCUCAUGUUCUCAUGAAGCUUCUCUCUGGUAAAAGCCACAACAGGCAAUUGAACAAACACAUAGAUGA
Messenger RNA from Talpa occidentalis (Iberian mole), 5179 nucleotides. It is a transcript of the gene RHOBTB2, whose product is annotated as Rho related BTB domain containing 2. Gene Ontology annotation, biological process: small GTPase-mediated signal transduction. Gene Ontology annotation, molecular function: protein binding; GTP binding; GTPase activity. The coding region runs from base 155 to 2332 and encodes 725 amino acids. Lineage: Eukaryota; Metazoa; Chordata; Mammalia; Eulipotyphla; Talpidae. The transcript has 10 exons. The record is from RefSeq and is a predicted model, not a curated record.